This is a messenger RNA of Verticillium alfalfae VaMs.102, 2301 nucleotides long. RefSeq lists its product as hypothetical. The transcript is spliced from 8 exons. Bases 1 to 2301 code for a protein of 766 amino acids. The record is from RefSeq and is a predicted model, not a curated record. NCBI's taxonomy places the organism in Eukaryota, Fungi, Ascomycota, Sordariomycetes, Glomerellales, Plectosphaerellaceae.
AUGGUCUCUUUCCUAGGAAAAGUAAGCGAGAAAGCCCGCUUGAUCGAACGCGAUCUUCGAGCUGCUACCACCAAACCACCGACCGACAACACCGAAGCACCCCCUGCCUACAGUGCCGAGCUCAGAAACGAUGCUACCCCCUCUGCUAUCGCCGUGGACCUGGCACCGGCUCUUGGUGAACUCAAUCUGAGCGGUGCCGCUGCUGAGAAACCCACGUCUGAUGCCUGUCUCGCGCAUCUGCGCCUACUGUUCGCGUUCCAGGUGCUCAAGAACGAUGUGGGCUACACAGACGGCCUGUGGGAGAUCUGGGACGAGCGAGCCAAGGGAAGUGCGCAGGUUCUGGCUGCGCUACGAGAGAAACGAUGGGCCCUGUAUGUGGCCCGGGCUGUUGACCGAUAUGGGGCGUGGUGGCAGAGUUUUGUGCCGGACAUGCUUCUCGAAGCGGAUCUCGUAACCCCUGGUGGGGUUGGAAGAACGUCAAGAUAUGUUGGAUUUGUUCAAGAGGCAAAACCAAUGAAGUGGACGGAGGAAAUGUUGCCGCCACUAGACGUCUUGAUGGUAUGGCACGCACACAUGCUGAAUCCGAGGCUUUACUUCGAGGAUUGUCUCCGUUAUGGACACGACUCCAUUUGGGCAGGCGGCAUGCCUUGGGAUGUAGUCAACAAGGCUAUUGACAGCCAGUUCAACUGGACCUCCACCGGAGAUCGGCUUGCAAAUUGGACCGCACGAACAGAUGCCGCCUGGAAGAACCAGGAUGAUACCGACAUCAAGGAGCUGCGAUGCCCUGCUUGCCCGGCUAUAGUUCAGGUCCCUUGGACAACAUGUGGUCUUCCUAACGGUUACAGCGGCACCAGCCGCCCCGGAAUUGCAGGCAGCGGCUACGGCGACGGACAACUGGAAAUUAGGUGCAACGGUUGCAAUUUCAUUGUCACGCACGACAGCCUUCGCGUCACCAAGCUGCUUAAAGACAUUCAAAACGCGACCAAAAGCGGCUCAGCAAUGCCGGGAACUAUUCUUGAUCUGAAGACGGGGGUCCCUGCUAUGAUUCAGAACGACGAGAAAGACGAGCACGAUCAACUAUUUCCGUCUCGACUGGCUUGUCGUGGCCUUCUCAUCGAAGUUCUCGGCAUGAUGGACCCUAAGAAUGAUAAGAUACCCACCAUGCUCGCCGUAAAGGAUAUCGUCGAAACUUAUACCGGUAAAUUCGCCGACUCGUCAAAACUCAAGCAUGUCCAGGACAAACACGGCUUGAAGAAAGCCACAGAAUUCAGAUUGAGCUUGGAGGCAAGGCAGCAGACAAGGAGAAUGAUGUCAAGGUAUUGGCAAAAUGCCUCGCCUUUUUCGAUUGACUUGACUGGGUGCGUCACAAGACAGAGCUUGUUCACAGAAAAGAUGGUUACAGUGGGUCUUCUGUUGAACUGGCUUCAUCUGCCGACGGCAGAGCAAAGCAUGCUGAAGAAUGUGACCAAGUACGAACGCUUCUUCGAAAUCAUGGCCGCGAACCCAGGCGAGGCGGCUGUUCCUACGUUGGAUGUCGACCUCGCGUGGCACACCCACCAGCUCAGUCCGAAAGCGUACUACGAGUACUCAGUAUCGAUGACUCGAAACUUUGUGGACCAUAACGACAAGGUUGACGAAGAGAAGCUCGGUGUAUCUUUUGAGUGGACGUCUAAAACGUACGAGAAGAAGUACAAUGAGGUGUAUGCGGAAUGCCGUUGCUGGUAUUGCGAGACCGUGCGCAUGCAAUCCAUCCCAAGAAUUACCAAGAUGUUUGCUAGUUCGAAGGAAGAGAAGUUUUUGGAGUCGUACCAUGCAUCUGGCAACUCCUCAAAGCACCCCUUGCCGCCAAGCAAUCCGUCAGCGCACAUCUCCACCCACAAUGCCGUCCACACUGUCGAGACCAAGUCCCGCAGUGCCACGACGCGCAUGCAGCGAAUGCUCUUCCGCAACGGCAUCGAUGAGUAUGAGGUCAAGGCCCGCAAGAAGGCCACAAAACCUCUCCCCACAGGAGAGCCACGCAUGGGGCAACGUGAGGACACGGCUCUGAAGUGGGGCGUGAGGGUGCCGCUUGCGGGUCCCUGGGUCAGUAUUGCCGCUGCGACGACGACGGCAGCCAUGUACGCGACGCCGCCAGGAGAAGUAUACACUGGGCCCGGGUCGGUGGGGAGCUGCGCGUCGGGGACGUGCGGCGGUCACAGCGGGUGCGGGAGCGAGACGCUGGGCAUGUGCUCCGCGGGAUGUGUCGGGUCUGGCUGGUUUGGCGGCAGUGCAGGAUGCACAGGGUUUGGGGGUGGCAUCUAG